This is a messenger RNA of Pomacea canaliculata, 4479 nucleotides long. RefSeq lists its product as uncharacterized. Bases 364 to 3465 code for a protein of 1033 amino acids. The record is from RefSeq and is a predicted model, not a curated record. Gene Ontology annotation, molecular function: heme binding; steroid hydroxylase activity; oxidoreductase activity, acting on paired donors, with incorporation or reduction of molecular oxygen. The transcript is spliced from 27 exons. Lineage: Eukaryota; Metazoa; Mollusca; Gastropoda; Architaenioglossa; Ampullariidae.
CUUGUUACCGAGCUACCCGGAGGGCCCUCGGUGUGGUUGUGAGAGAUCUCGAGUGAUGGGAGACCCUCUUCUCUUCACCUGACCUCUCGCGAUAAAGGUAGGUCACGGCCCUCUUUCUAGACUAUUUCAAAACCUCAGGUCAUAGAUUCGUUCUAACCCUACUUAUACUGCAUUAUCUUAUCCAGCAUCACACUCACAUGAUUAUUUACAUAAGGCCCUACUGUAUAAAAACCAUUUUCAAUUUACCAGCGCAAGAUUUUGGGACAACAUCACUCGGCAUCUAAAAAAAAAAAAGAAAGAGAGAAGAAAGAAAACAAAUUGUGACAGCUUCACUGCUUGACUGGAACGAAAGUUACCAAGAAGAUGGAAAUUUUGGGGUUUGAACUACCCGUUUUUCUUUUACUGGUACCCCUGGCAUCUUUGCUACUUUAUGUGUAUGGGACAUGGAAUUUCGGGUACUGGAAGUCAAGAGGCGUUCCUGGCCCUCCCCCCACACCUUUCUUUGGUAACACUAGGAGUAUGGUUUACAAGGGAUUUGUGCAAAGUCUGUGGGCCUUUUCUAAACAGUAUGGUCGCAUUUAUGGCAUCUACAGUGGUCAGAAGCCUAUGCUUGUGAUAAACGACCUUGACAUUUUGAAGGAGGUCUUCGUUAAAGACUUCCAUCAUUUUACAGACAGAUUUGAACGAAACAACCUUUCAGCACGAGAAAUUCAGAAAGGUUUGUUCUUUGCAAGGGGAAGCGACUGGAGAAGAAUCAGAAAUAUCGUAACACCGACUUUCAGUGCAGGAAAGCUGAAGCUGAUGGAGUACUACAUCAAUCGCUGCAGCACUGAUUUGGCGACAAACAUCGAAGAAAUCUCUCAGACAGGUGGCCUGGUGGACGCCAAAGAAUACUUUGGGGCCUACACCAUGGACGCCAUAGCAGGCACGGCGUUCGGCCUUGUGGUCAACUCGCAGAAGGACCUCAGCGAACCUUUCGUCACCAACGCCAAGAAAAUCAUGACCGGAGGAGGACGACUCUCGAUCUUAGGCGUCAUCUUGAUAUUGGUGCCGCGUUUGGCGCCAGUCCUCCACUUUUUGAAAAGAAAGUUUUUCAUGGAGGAGACUGUUCAGUUCUUUCUCCAGAGCAUCUACAGGAUGAUGGAGGAACGAAAACAAGAUCAGUUAAACCAGAGGAAACCAGACUUCUUACAGUUGCUUCUAAAUGCCGAGGCAACUGAAGACUUUCCUUUGACGACCGGCAGUGAAAAGCGUCUGACGAAAGAAGAAAUCGCUGGCCAAGCUUUCAUCUUCUUUGUCGCUGGCUAUGAAACGACAUCAACAGCGCUCCAGUACCUGUUCUACAACCUGGCCAAGUUCCCGGAGCUCCAAGAGAGAAUUGUUGAUGAAAUCGAAAACAUAGUUGGAGACAGAACGCCCACGUAUGACGAUGUUGGGAAACUGAAACUUCUGGAGCAGACAAUUUACGAAACUCUACGUCUGUAUCCUCCAGUCUCUGUAAUAACCAGAGUUGCAUCUGAAACUGUGACUAUUAAUGGACUGAAGAUAGAGAAGGGCACUGGGGUUAUGAUCCCAAUUUGCGACAUCUCGAGGGAUCCAGAAUACUUCCCAGACCCUCUUGACUUCAAACCUGAAAGGUUUUCGGACAGCAAUAAAGGUGAAAUGAAUCCUGUUUCCUUUCUACCAUUUGGUUUCGGACCUCGUCUGUGUGUGGGGAUGCGCUUGGCGCUGCUGGAGGUCAAGAUGGCCGCGGUGCACGUGCUGCGGAAGGUCCGCUGCGUCUGGACAGAUGAUCUUCCGUCUUCCCCAUACCCUUCCCAGAUGUCUUGGUCACGCGCUGGGACACUAGUGACAGACCAUUGUAAGACCAUUUGUCAGAGUUCCAUGUCAUUGCGACACCGGAGCGAAGGCGGAGCUGACCUGCCACACAUGGAACUGCUAUUUGGAACAGAUGUUCCACUUUAUAUUCUACUGCUAGCAGUGGUGUGCAUUUUGCUCUGUAUCUACGGGACAUGGCCAUUUGGACUGUGGAAGUCCUUGGGUAUUGAUGGACCGAACCCUGAGGCUUUCUUUGGCAACCAGCGAGAACUAAACAGAGAGGGAAACCAAACUUGCUUUCGAAAAUGGACACAGAGAUACGGCCGCACAUUCGGAAUUUAUUCAGGACGUCAGCCUCUCCUUGUAACCAGCGACCUGGAUAUUCUGAAAGAAGUGCUUGUGAAAAAGUUCAGCAAGUUUACAGACAGAUUUGUCGUAAAUGACAUAAAUGCGGAGGUCAACCGAGUUCACCUGAUUAACGCCAAGGGAGCUCAGUGGAGGAGGAUUCGCAAACUUCUGACAUCAGCCUUCACUACUAGCAAACUGAGACAGUUUGAGCCGUGGAUCAACAGGUGCUGCACUGAUCUCGUCGCCAACUUCGAAGGGAUGAUAAGGAAAGAUGAGAGGAUCGAUGUAAAGAAGCUGUUUGGAGGUUUCUCUAUGGACGUGAUAGCGAGGACAGCUUUCGGAAUCGAAGUAAACUCUCAAAAAGACUUCGAUGAACCGCUUGUAAGAGAUGCCAAAAUUGCUUUGGACAACAUGAAUACUGGAACACCAUUCCUCGUGAUUCGAAUAUUAUUUCCCUUUCUCGCACCUGUUCUGAAACUUCUCAGAACCUAUUUCUUGAAGAUAACAGCAAUACAUUCUCUUGUGAGAAAUAUUGAAGGCAUCAUCGAGUCUAGGAAAAAGGCGAAGAGCGAGCAGAAACAAGCAGACUUUCUCCAAAUGAUUCUCACUUAUGAAAGAUCAGAAGACGGCGAGCAACCACAUGUGGAACAAAAGUCUAUGUCUAGGCUUGAAAUCCUCGGACAGGCCUUCCUCUUCUUUGUCGCUGCCUAUGAGACCACAUCCUCUACACUGCAGUUCAUGGCUUACUGUCUUGCUCGCCACCCAGACAUUCAGCAAAAAAUUCUUCAAGAGAUCGAGAUAGAACUUAGUGAUGAAAAUCCGUCAUACGACAAAAUGGCGAAGUUGAAAUAUUUAGAUGCCGCUAUACACGAGACACUCAGAAUGUUUCCACCAAUUAACACAGUCAAUCGACUGGCGUCUGAGACCGUUACCAUCAAGGGGGUAACAAUCCCGGCAGGGGGAGGAGUUAUCGUUCCUAUCAUCCAGGUGUUGCAGGAUCCUGAAUACUUUCCCGAGCCUGACAAGUUUAUUCCUGAACGGUUUUUGACCGAAAACAAAGCCAACAUAAACCCCAUCUCCUACCUGGCCUUUGGGUUCGGUCCUCGUCUGUGCAUCGGCAGGCGACUGGCGCUGCUGGAAGUCAAGAUGGCCAUGGUCCACGUGCUUCGGAAAAUGCAGUUUGUCAAGACGGACGACCUCCCGGACACUCUCAACUUCAAGAGCGGAACUUCUCUCAGUCCAACCGAGAAGCCGCUGAUGGUGAAGGCUGUAUUACGAAAGUCAGCAGUUUUGGACUGAAAGUCAUCAUUCGGAAACAAAUCAUGGGAAUCAAGUAAACAAAAUGAAACUGCGCCACUUGAGCUUCAAUAAAUAAGCAGAAUCUAUAGAAGUUCAGCUUGAAGACACAUCCUGUUCAACUUAAAGCAACAGUUAUUCAUUCACACUAUACCUGCUUUCUGUUUGUAUUCACUUAUCUCCUUUUCAGGAUAUUUAAAUCAUUGGAUGUUACUUGAAAUUAUUUACAUUUUACAGUUUUUUUAACGAUUGCACCAUUGUUCUUUUCGCACCUCACCUAACUGAUUUAACAAACCUUUACUGUGUCAACAUCAAACAAAAUAUGAAACUUAUUCCAAAGCGUUUUGCCGUUAAACCACAAUAUAUAUUGAAAUUAUUGACCAUAAUCUUAAAAUUCUAACCAAACGUGACAACUGCAUAGAAAAAUCCUUUCGACACUACUUAGAAGACUUUGUUCUUCCAAAGUUAUGGGGAUUGAAAUGCUCUUUAAUACCGUUUCUUUUAUCUCUCCGUCCAAAUAUUAUUUUUUAACAUUUGGGUGAGACUUCGCAAAAAUACUAGUUCCUAAAUCUGGGUAAAUACCGUGCUCAUGAUAUACGGCUACACAUUGUCCCAAGCACAAAGUCAACAACACAAAGGUUAGGGCACGCUGACACUGUGAGGGCGACACAUGAGGAGAUAACACCGUGCGUUAAUUAGGUGUAAUUAUGUACUUAUGUACUUAUUACAAAUGUGGCCACAAAUCUGAGGUAAAAAAUGCAACCAACUAGAUCCCUGGUGCCUAUGGUUACUCGAUACAGAUUUGUAUGGAUUGUUAUUUGUUACUUGCAGUUUUUAUCCUGAGGGACAAGGGAAAGUUAAAAAUAUUUGUUUCCCCUCUUCCAAGUCAUUUAAAUCCAAGGGACAGAACCUGGCUAAAUCUUCUGACAGCUCAGAAACCGCCAUCUUGGUAGUCAUAAGGCAAUACUGUCUAAGAAUUUGGAAUGUCCUACCACUGUCUUCUGAAUUUCCAAUAAA